CCGUACAAUUUACACACGAUAUUUCAUCCUCUUCGACUCCGACAAUGAAUCGCCGAACAAAAGCUCCCUCGCUAGUGCCGGACAUCAUCGAAAUUAUACUCCAAUUUCUGUUGACGGACGAGCCAAAAGAUACAAGAGACCACGGUCAACGUCGAAAGGGUCUCCGGCAGCGAAUGUGCAGCUAUUCUCUCAUCGCCAAGGAAUGGCGCCUACCCGUCCAACGCAUCCUCUUCGCCGAAGUCGACAUAUGGACACACCACAAAUUGAAAAAGAUGGCUCUUAUACUACCAGCGAACCGAAUAGAAUCCUAGCAGAGGACAUUCCAUCUGUCAUGCGUCAGUUCCCCUCUCUCUAUGAACUCAGGUUGGAUACGAAAACUCUCGAGUUUUUCAGUUCUGAAACAAUGCGCGAUUUCCAAAAGACCCCCAGUAUACAGACUCUCAUGUUGACGCGAUCCGCUCAUAAAGAGACAUCUGGCCGGGAAAUUCAGAGCGCAACGACUAUAGGGUUUGAUUUGCAGCUACUGUGUAAAAAGAGGUUAGAUUCCAUGGAACGGUCCAGUGGAAUAGAGAACUCGACUAUAUAUCAAAGGGGAUUGGCUGGUAUCUUCAAAAUUCGAUGGAAACAAUUCAAGUCUUCUCGACUACAUGCCUUGGAUACGACAUUUCUAGGCUUCAGUCAGGGAUUAAUAACCGAAUUCAAUCUGUGGAAACUUUAUACGUUGACACUAACUGAGUUGAUCCCAACAAAAGCUCUUUCGUAUAUGGACAAUAUUCAACACCUUGGAUUUCAAUUUACGACAAUUUAUGCAGGGAACUGGCCCUUUAGAAUAGAUAUCAUGCAAACACCAAUCACUAGCAUCACACCUACCCCGCCGCCGGUUUUUCCAGUCAAUCUCAGGAGGAUAUCGAUUAUAGGAUACUCGGGCACGGCUGGGAGGAUUCAGUCCGAACAGGCAUGUAUUCAACGGCAAGUUAGCAACGACAUUGAGGUUCGUCUUUAUCGCGACCUCAAAGAGUAUAAAGAUGGAGUGCUCAUACCACGUGAUUAUGAAACAUCUUCAUCUCCUAAAACUGCCGACUACUCUACGAUGACAAAGCUCGUCAAUCAAGCUAAUGAACGCUUUAGCCGGCACUCAACUGCUAUCAGGACUUUGAAAGCUAAGUCACAGCCACCAGCCAAUUCCCUUUGA
Molecule: messenger RNA, 1192 nt
Organism: Acaulospora colombiana
Lineage: Eukaryota; Fungi; Glomeromycota; Glomeromycetes; Diversisporales; Acaulosporaceae
Source: the annotation of a GenBank genome assembly